AUGGUUAAAUGCAGGGGCUUCAAGCCCCAAGGUCUUCAAUUGAAUCCAAUCAAACGAGUGGCCAGUGGCGGGCCCUCCCUUGCGGAGAAGCUCGGAAGGAAUUCGCGGCCAACAUGGGAUCAGUUGCAUAAGAUGCUUAAGAAGAAGGAGGCGUCAAAUAGCGAAUUCCUUGAAAAGUAUGAAAACGAAUGCUUCAGUAGAGAACUGCAGAACUUCAGAAAUUCAAGGAUCGAGGAGCAAGAGCGGCAGCAUUUGGAGGCGGUCAAGAAGGAGGCAAAGAAGCGACAGCGCCGUGAUAGCUCCAGCAGUGACAGCAGUUCAAGCGGCGACGAGAAGUCUCGCAAGAAGAAGCGAAAGAGGGAGAAGGACAAGAAACGGAAGCAAAAGAAACAGAAGAAGGCGAAGACGUCGGGCAAUACCGAUGAAAAAGCCACUGAAAGCGUCACGCAUAACCCCUUCCGGCUUUCAACCUUCUUUGAAAUGGAAAAGGAAUGA
Molecule: messenger RNA, 495 nt
Organism: Eimeria maxima
Lineage: Eukaryota; Apicomplexa; Conoidasida; Eucoccidiorida; Eimeriidae
Exons: 4
Coding region: 1-495 (164 amino acids)
Source: RefSeq, a predicted model, not a curated record